CUUGUUUGUGUUUUCUUCCAUUUAUGGUUUGUUUCUAACUUCCGAAUUGACCACCCACUUUUUUUCCAUUGACAGCAUAUUUAUAAACCAUCAGUUUCUGAGAGCACAGCUUACAACCAUGGAGCAACUCAAUGCAACUGUGGUUAGCACUAACUUUUCUCCUACAGAACUUCCAACAUUCCCCUCCUGGAAAGCAGGCGGUCUGGUUCCUGCGGUGGUGUACAUCUUUUGCUUUCUACUGGGAGUUUCUGGAAACAUCGCAGUGAUUCUUCUCAAGCCUAACUGGCAGAAUCUGUCCAGUCUGAGCCGGACUUUGAUGCUAAACCUGGCUGUGUCUGACCUGCUGUGUCUGGUGACUCUUCCAAUUUGGGCAUACAGUAUCCUCUAUGGAUGGAUAUUCCAGCUAGCGGCCUGUAAGCUUCUAGCUUAUCUUGUGUACUGCAGCUUUCAUGGCAGCCUGCUGACUGUAACUGCAUUAAGCGUCCACCGAUACCUGGCUGUGGUGCGCCGACAGAGGUACAAUCAGGUGCGGAAAAGAGUGCUGCUGCUGCUUCUUCUCUGGCUGGUUGCUGUCAUCCUUUCCAUUCCUGCUUUGGUGGUCCGACAGCUGAAAACAUAUCAGCAGUCAGCACAAUGCCGAUCUCAGUUCACCUCUGAGACACAGUGGGUGGUUUUGAUGCUACUGGAGAGCCUGUUUGGAUUUGUUUGUUUUUCUUUAGUGGGUUGUACAUAUAUUCGCUUGCACAGGAAGGUUAACCAGACAGCUCUUUUCAACCACCCCCAGACAACCCGACUGGUGACCAGGAUCAUCGUGAGCUUAUUUGUCGUGUGGAUUCCAUAUCAUACGAUCAACCUGCUACGUGUGGCAGCUAUAUGUCUGAAACAUGUGGACUUGUUAAACUUUUGCAUGGAUCAACGGGAACUUGUUGUGUCACUUAUAUUUCUACACAGCUGUCUGAAUCCACUCCUGUAUGCCUUUUCUUCUCCUAAAAUGUGCCCCAUCUGCAACCAAAAUGCACCAAACCAAGGAAUUUGUCAAGACACGGAACAACAGCAAAACCUCGAUGAUGACAGCUAAAGACGUCCUGCUUUCACAAAGAACAAAUAGGGGUGGUUCUUUUAAUUGAUUUCAUAUUUUUCAUUGCAAAAUCUGCUUCUAAUACAAUUUGUCUUACAGAUGACUACAAUUAUUUGCUUGGUUUCUUUAUCACUAACCACAUAUUCCCAUCAUCUUUGCUUUAAUUUUUUCACAACUCAAGUUGAUCUUUAAUCUACAGUCAAAUCCAAUAAAAUGAAGUAGUCUCUUGGAUGAAACUCAUUUGCGAGAUUAAAAUAACCUUUUGU
Messenger RNA from Poecilia latipinna (sailfin molly), 1344 nucleotides. RefSeq names its product C-X-C chemokine receptor type 2-like. The record is from RefSeq and is a predicted model, not a curated record. NCBI's taxonomy places the organism in Eukaryota, Metazoa, Chordata, Actinopteri, Cyprinodontiformes, Poeciliidae. Gene Ontology annotation, molecular function: C-C chemokine binding; C-C chemokine receptor activity. Gene Ontology annotation, biological process: positive regulation of cytosolic calcium ion concentration; G protein-coupled receptor signaling pathway; cell chemotaxis. Bases 119 to 1078 code for a protein of 319 amino acids. Gene Ontology annotation, cellular component: external side of plasma membrane; membrane. The transcript has a single exon.